Molecule: messenger RNA, 1840 nt
Organism: Jaminaea rosea
Lineage: Eukaryota; Fungi; Basidiomycota; Exobasidiomycetes; Microstromatales
Exons: 1
Coding region: 195-1517 (440 amino acids)
Source: RefSeq, a predicted model, not a curated record
AUUGCAAUUAGCGCUCCUUUGCUUCCUGACCAUACCAUCAUCGUAUCCUCUAGGCGAUGCCACCUGCUCGGUCUGGUGGCACCACAUCGUCCACCUCGGCCUGCCGACGCUCAAGGACAGCGCCAAAGAAGGCGCCUUCUCCUCCUUCAUCCUCGCCACCACCUCCACCCAUCGCCAUAGCACUCUCGCCCAGCAUGCCCAGACCCACAGUCAUUGCUAAUGCCCACGCCAGUGGCAGUGGCAGUCGUAGCAGCCAAAGCCAAAGUUCUUCUGCACAACAGCCUCUGCAAGAAAGCCAAGGCAGUGUGACCAACGACGACGAGUCUCAGACCGACAUCGAGGAGGAUCACCUUCAGAUGCCCAGACGCCCAGCGGCAUCACGACCUCCUCACCAUCCGCCUACUAGGCGCACGAUAGCAACAACAACAACAUCAUCAUCAUCAUCAUCGAUACGUCACUCGCCCUAUUCGAGAGCCCCAGUCGUAGUCCUCAGCAGCGACGAGGAAGACGCUCCAGGGCCCAGUCGCACUUCUCGUCCUUCGCGCACGACUUCAAGACCUACGAGGACAGCUCGAGUGCCUACCGUCGCUCCCGCAGAGGCAAUGGAUACAGAUACGCAAGCCCCUGAAGCACGUCAGAGGGCUACCUCGACCGCAAACACCUCUGGCGGUGGAUUUCUCGUAGAUCGGGUCGUGCGAUCAAGUCGUCCUCAGCCAAUCGUCGUGGCAGAUGAUGACAUCCUCCAUGGAGCUCGUGCCAGCGGCAACGACCCAGCAACGACAGCGACAAACAUAGCGGCAGCUUCGGCGUCGCACACCAACACCAGUGCACCCCUACCUCCUUCCUCCUCUCCUCCGCACAAGCUCGGACCCAAUGGCCUGCCCCUCCCUCGCCAAUCACCUACGCGAGGUCGACCACCGAUAGUAGCCCAUCCCCUUCUCAGCAAAUAUACUUGCCCAAUCUGCCUCUGUGCCCCGCAUCCACACGCCGUCACCACACCUUGCGGCCACGUCUUUUGCUCUGAAUGCCUCUUUGAAGCACUCCAGACGCCCGCCAAGCAGAAGCAAGAUGAGAUUAGACAGCAGGCCGCAGCCUUUGCUCAAUUCUCCAGUGGCGCUUUCGGUGGAUAUGGCUGGCCUUCGGCCUUCUUUGGUGGCAUGGCGGGCAUGGGCGGAGGGUUAGGACAAGUCAAUGGAUUGCCUGGUUCAGAGGGAGUCGAGGCGGCUGCUUUGGCUGCGGCCCUUGGCGGGCUUGAGGAGGAACAAGGAGCAGACGGCGUGGAAGCGUCAUCAUCAUCAACGACGGCUACAACUUCAGGUCCGAGCGCAGGGGCAGCUCGACUAGACCCUCUCGUUGGGCCAUGCCCAGUUUGCCGCGCCCCCAUACCCGGCGGCUUCAUCCGUAGCGGUGCCGCGACCACCAACUCAACGACGGCCAGCGGGAGUAAGCGACCGGUAUUCGGGCUUCAGUUCAAGCUGGGCAAGCCCAUUGAUGAUCCGAGGAGGAGUGAGGCGUGACCGUUUGCGGUGGCUGGCGCUGGCAAAAAGAUGGUAUUCGCUUCAUCACUGUUCGUAGCAUCGAUCCCAUUGUACCUUCAACAUUGUACCAUUAUUCCCAUCAUCAAUCCCCAUCAACAGGCUCGAUCACCCUUCUAUCUCCUCUCCCCUCUCUGAGUUUCACGCCCUCACACUCGCGACCCUACUUCUCCGCUUGUCCCCAUCGACAGGUGGCGACCUCGGCGCCCUCAAAGCCGCAUCGAGACAAUGACUCCUUGCCUCUUCUAUAUCCCUCAUCCAGAGAUGGGCCGCACGCUGCGAGGUCGUUUUCAGGUCCACCUUGU